Suillus subaureus is the source of this 1479-nucleotide messenger RNA. RefSeq names its product P-loop containing nucleoside triphosphate hydrolase protein. Gene Ontology annotation, biological process: proteolysis; protein catabolic process; protein folding. Gene Ontology annotation, molecular function: ATP hydrolysis activity; ATP binding; ATP-dependent protein folding chaperone. The transcript has 16 exons. Gene Ontology annotation, cellular component: mitochondrial matrix. Lineage: Eukaryota; Fungi; Basidiomycota; Agaricomycetes; Boletales; Suillaceae. The record is from RefSeq and is a predicted model, not a curated record. Bases 1 to 1479 code for a protein of 492 amino acids.
AUGAUAUCGAGGCUUCCGCACACCUACCGAGUGCACUCCUUGCGGGUUCUCUCCCGCAAUCUCCAGACGCAGGCACGAUAUGAGUAUCCCUCGAGCGAUGAACAGGGUGAUGGCUCGUUUCUGCCACGAUCUGGACUAGCGACGCCACGACAGCUUGUGCGAUACCUCGAUGAAUAUGUAAUUGGGCAGGAAAUUGCAAAGAAGGUCCUUUCCGUCGCUGUAUUCAACCACUAUACCCGUGUUCGCGCAAAUCUUGCCGCCUUUGACGAUGAGAGUGGUGCGGACCCAUGGUCCGAAGCAAAUGCGGAUGAUGCACACUCUGGCGUGUCGUCUGCACACUUACAUCCUCACCCCCAGCGUGCCCUCCCACAUCAAUUACCACUCCAACCGCGACAACCAGUCUCGUUAUUUGAGAAGAGCAAUGUACUGGUAAUAGGACCAACAGGCUCAGGGAAGACUUUACUCGCGCGUACCCUUGCACGCGUCCUUGACGUUCCAUUUUCCGUCAGUGACGCGACAUCUUUCACGCAGGCUGGCUAUGUCGGGGAGGAUGUUGAUAUGUGCAUACAACGAUUGCUGCAAGCAGCCAAUUGGGAUUCGUAUCGCGCCAGCACAGGCAUAGUCUACAUUGACGAAGUCGAUAAGAUUGCACGUAAAUCUUCAUCUACGACUGAGAGCUCACGAGAUGUCGGUGGAGAGGGAGUGCAGCAAGCUCUUUUACGAAUGAUGGAGGGUUCUGUUGUCACUGUGCAAGGAAAGCCAUCGUCACUAGAACCCCCAGCACCUACGGCACGAGGGCGGGGCUCACCAGCUACUGCACAGCAGAGACCUGAUACCUAUCAUAUUGAUACUUCAAAUGUGCUCUUUAUCCUUAGCGGUGCGUUCGUGGGGCUUGAUACCGUCGUGAAGCGGCGGGUGAGCAAAGGUUCCAUUGGUUUUACUGCAAACCUCGCACCGAAAGAGGAAGACUCCGACAGCAAGGGUUUCUUGCCGUUCUUUACGUCGAACCGCCGAUCAUCAGAAAACUUACUAGAGAUGAUUGAACCUGCUGAUCUGGUGAAAUACGGCUUUAUUCCUGAAUUUAUCUCUCGCCUCCCAACCUUAACUACACUAUCCCCGCUCAGCACCCAGGAUUUACGCCGCAUUCUGACCGACGUCCGUGGGUCACUUAUUAGCCAGUACACCGCACUGUUUGGUCUCUCGGGCGUGGAGAUUCGGUUUACAACAGCAUCUAUUGAUCAAAUUUGUUCGCGAGCUGUCGAACGAGGCGGAGGGGCGAGAGGGUUGAGGGGAAUCAUGGAGUCAUUGCUGUUAGAUGCGAUGUACGAAGUCCCUGGAUCGAAUGUCCGUUAUGUCCUGAUAACGGGAGACAUGGUGCUAGGCAAGUCACCAGCUCUUUAUUGGAUGCGUGGGGAUGGUCCCGCGUUUUGGGCGGCCUGGGCGGAUGAGGAGCAGCGAACAGAAAGGCGUCAGUUGUAG